Molecule: messenger RNA, 1247 nt
Organism: Striga asiatica
Lineage: Eukaryota; Viridiplantae; Streptophyta; Magnoliopsida; Lamiales; Orobanchaceae
Source: the annotation of a GenBank genome assembly
GCUCUGAUUCAAAAACGCGUGAACCUCAAGCGUCGUCGUUUUACAUUGAUGUCGGCACAGGAGAGGCCGACGUCAUCGUCGUCGGCCACGGUGGAUCCGCUUCUUAAGGAUCUGACGGAGAAGAAGCAGAACUUCCGGCGGAACGUGGUGUCUCUGGCGGCGGAGCUCAAGGAGAGUUUGGAAAUAGAAGUCAGAAGAUUGGAGAAUGAUUUAGAUGAAAGAACUGUGCAGCUGGAGGCUUCAACUUCUGCUUGUGCGAUGUAUGUCAAAGAAUUGGAUGAUUUGAGAGUCCAACUUUCAAAUACUCGAGCAAUUGCAGAUGCAUCUGCACAGUCCGCUCAAUCAGCACAUUUGCAAUGUUCGGCACUGGCGAAAGAAUUAGAGGAGAAAAACUGCUCAAUCAAAGAGCACGAGGUUCGUGUGAAUAAAAUGGCAGAGCAACUGGACCUUCUGCAGAAGGACCUUCGAGCCCGUGAAUUUUCCCAAAUGCAGCUAAAAGACGAAGUCUCUAGAAUCGAACAUGAGAUCAUGCAGUCACUAGCAAAGGCAGGUGCAAACAAAGAUUGCGAGCUCCGCAAGAUUUUAGAUGAGGUGUCACCCAAGAAUUUCGAAAAUAUGAAUAGGCUUUUAACGGUAAAAGAUGAAGAAAUAGCUAAGCUGAGGGACGAGAUUAGGAUCAUGUCCACCCACUGGAAGCUCAAAACUAAAGAGCUGGAAUCUCAGCUGGAGAAGCAGCGUAGGGUGGAUCAAGAGCUGAAGAAGAAAGUUUUGAAGUUGGAGUUUUGUCUGCAAGAAGCACGAGCCCAGACUCGUAAACUCCAAAGAAUGGGAGAGCGUAGAGACAAAGCUCUGAAAGAGCUAAGAGAUCAAUUGGCUGGCAAACAGCAAGUCGAGCCUCGUGUGUGCGAGAACAGCGAUAAACAGAACUUUUGGGAUGCAUCAGGUUUUAAGGUUGUGAUUUCAGUAUCAAUGCUGAUCUUGGUCAUGUUCUCCAAGCGUUGAUGAUAUGUAGACUAUUUGUUGCAUAAUUAUUGUAUAUUUAAGAUUAAAGAUGGGGAGUAGAUUUAUGGGAGUUCUGUUUGUAGACUGUAUUUCGUAAUUGUAGGGUUAUUGAUAACUUGUAGUGGUACCUAGUGGAUUUUUUAUGAUCAUUGUUGCAAUGAAAGCAUAGAAAAAUCCUAAAUGAACUAUUAAUGCUAUAAUGUUGAUUGGAAUUUGGAAUUGAAAGUAGCUGUGGUGGUAGGCAG